This is a messenger RNA of Hydra vulgaris (swiftwater hydra), 1689 nucleotides long. Its product is annotated as NLR family CARD domain-containing protein 4-like. Gene Ontology annotation, cellular component: cytoplasm. The record is from RefSeq and is a predicted model, not a curated record. NCBI's taxonomy places the organism in Eukaryota, Metazoa, Cnidaria, Hydrozoa, Anthoathecata, Hydridae.
AUCUGAGAUAUGCACAGCACUCAAAAGUUUUUAUCUAACAAAUUAUGGGAUAAUUAAUGAAGUUCAACCACCAUUAAAAUCACCCUCAAAUGUUGAUCUAAUGAAUAAAUUUGUUGAUCUAUGUAUCAUUGAUGCUGUUAAUACUGAAAUAGAUGCUGUUUAUAGUGUUGAACGAAAGAAAUUUCUUGAAAAGCAAUUGCGUUAUACACCAAUUCCAUAUAGUGAAAUUUUUAUGAAAGAAAAAUCUGUAACAUUAAUAUCUGAAAUAGCUGGUAUUGGGAAAACAUGGUUGCUUAGAAAAUGUUUGCUUGAUUGGUCAAAUGAUUUAAUUUGGAAAAAUGUUAAACUUGUGUUUUAUUUUGAAUGUAGGAGGCUUAAUCAAUAUCAAAAUAUUUCAAAUAUUAAUGAAUUAUUAAAUGUUUUCUACAAAGAUAUUAUCAAUGAUUUUAGUAUUAGUAAUCAUACUGUACUGUUUGUAAUUGAUGGACUAGAUGAGUUUAAAUAUUUAAAUGAAUUAAUAAAUCACAAUUCAAGUUGUAAUUAUCCAAUCGUUAAUGCUUUAACAGAAAUUAAAAAUUACAAAUAUGUAGUUGCUGGUAGAGUUUAUGCAAUUGAUCAAUACCAAAGUAUAUCUACAGAGCAUAAUGAUAAAUUAACUAUUCAAAUAAUGGGAUUUAAAUGAAAAUGGAAUAAAUAAUUACAUAGAAAACAAUGUUUUAGAGGGAAAAAAAGAUGUUGUGAAAGCAACUUACAGGAAUCUCCAAUUGCAAAAUCCAUGUCGUCUGUUCCAUUUUAUUUAUCUUCCAUGUGUAAGGUUAUAAGUGACUCAAAAAAUGUAGAUAAAAAUUCUUUUUUAACAAUGACUUAUUUGUAUGCAAAUAUUUUUUUAUACUUUUUACAAAAGCACAUCAUCAAAAACAAUGAAUUGAUUUAUAAGAUAAUGGAAAACGAUUUCAAUAAGAAAUAUGUUUUGAAUAUUUGUAAAAUUGCAUAUCAAUUGUUUGUUGAAAAUAAAGUAAUUUUUUCCAAAGAAGAUAUUCAAAUCGUUGACUUUGAUAAAAAUGAAGAAAUUUUUUUUGGAUUUAUAGAAAGAAUUGAAACGAAUCUAGGGUACUAUUAUCAAUUUGCACACCUAACGAUAAUGGAGUUUUGUGCAUCUGUAUAUGCAUAUAAUUGUUUAAGUAGUGACGAGAUUAUGGCUGAUAAAAGACUAGAGAGUUGUUUAUCAAUGAUUUGUGGAUUAACCAAUAAAAGUCAAAAUAGUGUAUUAAAGUUUCUUGUUAACUUGAAUGCUUCAAAAAAACCUACCGAAAAAUCUUUAUUAUUUUUUUCUAUUUUAGAUUUUCUACUUAAAUUAUUUCGUCAAAGUUAUGAUAAAAACUAUUUUCCACUUAACUUUCAAAUUGAAAUUUAUUAUGUUAAUUUAUUCAUUGAAUGUUUUUAUGAAUGUCAAUCAUCAUUUUCUGAUGAAAUAAAAUUAAUCGUUGAUGAACGAGAGUGGACGAUUUCAAUACUCGAUGGAAAAACUUCUUACAAAACUUCUUGUGAAAAUUAUUUCGUAAAUCAUUACAUUAAAUCUGGAAGAAAGUUAUCGAGGUUACGUGUUCAUAAACAUAUUUUAAGUGAUGAAGAAAAAAAUCUUAUAAUUCAAUGUUCAACAAAUGUUCGCAAUGUCGUCUUUUGGUGUCC